AUGUUGCGACUAGAAGAUUUCAUAAAAUAUGCUGUGGCCUUUGCUGUACUUUGGAUUACAUGCUGGUACUUAGUGUACGUAAUAACAGGAUUCCACCUUCAGACAGUUUCUGCGUAUAAUGGAAUACUGCUCGGAAAUGUUUCCUUCAAUGCCUCUAAGAUACAUAUAGUGAUAGGUAGAAUCCGGCUUCGUCUAUGGGGUAAUUCGAGGAGGCUAAUUAUCGAGGACUUCCAAUUAAUUGUCAAAAAAGUCUCUGGAAAUAAGAAGAAGUCUAAGAGUAUUAAAAAACCCAGGAAUGAAACUGAAGCACAAGACAAUACCUUGAACGUACUACCUGGAAAUUGGCUAGUUAAAUUCAUAGUCAAGUUUGUUUUGAGAAGGCUCUCAUUCCUUGACAUCGAAAUCCGAAACUUCCUGGUCAGUGACCACCAGAACAGAGGAGAACUGAAUGUUGAUUACAUUAGAUUUACUUCAAAAUCAAGGCCGUCAGAAAGAUACAAUGACACUAUUAAAUUCUUUGGUCAAAUUAUUCUUAACAAUGUAACCAGUGGCCCCACUGCAGGUGAUGAAAUGGAGAAGAAUUCUCACAUAGGUCAUCCAUAUCCAGUAUCUGCGGAUACCGUCAAGCUUGAAGUGAAUGCGCAAAUCGACUUAUCUUCUGGUUUACUAUACAAAAUUAAAACUAAGGUCUUUACAGACCACUUCAAAAUUAGAGUUUUUGGACUAUUGAAGAAACUUGACGAAUUUCUCGACAGAGCCGAAGCUGGAAAGGAAGAUACCAAACAAAAUGUAUCAGAAAGUACUCAGCCAAAUGAUGCCGAGCUUAUAAAUAAAUUGCAAAGGAUUCACAAGAGGCUCUAUCCCUCAAUUGAUGAAGUGGCUUUCCAUGUAGAGAACACCUCAUUUGAUGAGAUACCAUUAAUUGACUCUACAAAAGAUGAUACCAUAAAAGACUAUAUGAAGAACCACUCUAAGCCAAACUUGACUUUAGAACUCAAGAUCAAAUCCAUCUCGAUAAAUUAUCUGAGGUUGAAUCACGAGUCUCCAGGGUUUCAAGUACUAUUCCAUCCAAUAAAGGAUACGCCAUUCCACAUUACUUUUGCUGUACAAUUACUAACAAUCAACUACACAAACUUGCUAGUUUUGGAAGAUUUAAAUAGGGAAGUCAAGAAUACAGACGAAAUAAUGAACAUCCCUUUGUUUGGAUUCACUUUCAAAUCGAACUUUUUGGAUCAUCUUGCUAGAGGCGAUGGAUUUGAAAAUUGUGUCAUGGAAUUAUUCAGUUCAACAAGUAGCCCUAUAUUGGACUUAGAAACUGAUCAGUUGACUUCUAUUAUUUACAAUAUCGUGAUGUUCUAUAAGUAUGCUUUGUUGUCAAGAAGAAGAAGGGAUAAAUCUAACAGCACUUCUGAUUCAGAAUUUAACGUUGACGACCAAGCUGACCUUACAUAUAAUUCUGAACCUCUUUCUGAAAAGACACAGUCUAGACACAAACAAUUUUCAAUAAAAAAAAGGUUGUUGAAGCUAUUGCACGAUACAUAUCCGAAAUUGGAAUUCAAAAUAACGUUAGAACAGCCAAGGUUUAUUAUUAGACACAAUAAGUCUAAGGAAUCUGUAAAGUUGUUGAAUUUCCUGUAUUCAUUUUUAAAUAUGCACAUAAUCACAACUUCAGACAGAGAAUAUGAUGUGAAUUGUAACUUUUUGCACCCGGCAAUAGAAUAUGUUGAAAAGACAAUACUUAAAGAAUCAAAAAAAGUGGACAUUCAAAGCGAAAUAUUUGGAAUCAAAUCUAUUGAUCUUAGAUUAGACGUCUUCAGAAACUUUAAGAUUAAACCUAAUUUAAAGCUAGAAGAGUUAACAAUAAACUUAGGUAAUUUGGAUGUACUCUGUGGAAUCAGUAAUUUAUUACAAGAAGUUGCAGUUAUGAUAGAUUGUGAUAUAUCUAAGGGAUUACUAAAUUUGAAAUUAAAUCAGUUAUUGUUAAAUGAAAGUUCAAAAAUAAAGAAGGUCGCUGCUGGCAAAGAUGAAAACUCAAAGCAAUUAUUUGCCAGGCUACCAUAUUGGCUUCUUGAAAUAAGCAUUUCCGUUUCAAAUAUUUUAAUAAGUAUUGGAUCGCGCUCUUUAUUCAUAUUACCAGGAGAAUUAAGGAAUACUACUUCCAAUAUGGAUGACUUCAUCGGCAAUAACAAUGAGCUUAGGAAAACUCAGUUUUCAUUGGAAAGUUUCACCAUUCUCCUUACCAACCAAGUGGUAACUCAAGAUUAUAAUGUUAAAUCUAAAGGACCACAAGCACUGGCGCUUGCUCGUAGAACACUGAGCAUGGCGUUUAACAAUACCAAUCACACAACCGCAUCAGGUGUAUCGCUCUGGGGAGUACUGAUAAAGACACUGAAUUUGAAUAUGUCUGUUCUUCACUCCAAAGAUCAAACGAGCUCUUUCCUUUCUAUUCCCUCUAUGGAUUUUACCUUUUUCGCUAAGAGUAUGCCUGAAGGACAAGAUUACAUGAUUUUUCAGAAUGCCAUUCAGAACAUUCAGGCUGAAUCCAAUCGUUAUGAUUUCUUUGUUAUUCUUGGUAGUGUAUACCUAGUCAGAGAAUUCAUAAUCCAGCCAAUAAAGCAAAUUAAAGAAAGGUUGUCGAGAGACAAGUCAAAGCUAUCAAAUAUAGAGACAGUAGGAAACAGGUCAAGACUCAAUACAGAGAAACUAGCGUUGUUAGAGGCUGUUAAAAUGGAUUCGCUGAUUUCUAAUCUUGAAUUGAAAAUGCUGCUUAGUGAUGAUUUUGAUAUGAAAUUACAGUUUUUUAACUUGAAUUUGAACCUUGUAAAUGGACUUUUUGGUAUUAAAAGUAAACUAAUAAGAGUAUUGGUUGAUUCGCCAACAUUGGAUGGCAUGUGGGCCAGGGUGCUCGUGGUAGAUUCUAUUGCUGCUAAGUUUAACCCUAAACACUUGAAUGCUAAAUCUGCAGAAAAGUUUUUAGUUGAUAUAGAAUGUGAUGCAGUAAGGGCAAUACAAUGCCAUCAGUUUGUUGUAUACAAUUUAUUUGAUAAUUUGUCAAUCAAUAUAAAAACCUUGAAGCACUUAGUCAAAUCAAUUAACAACAACGUCAAUGAGGACUCUAAAAUAGUUGAACCCAAUGAAUCAAAAGCAUUGAAGGUUCCUUCAAUUCGCUUGAAAACAAAAAAGAUAUGUUUCAGCAUGGAAGAUGAUCCGUUUGAAAGUGAGCUAACUAUGAUCUACCAAUUGGGAUUAGUUGAACAAAGAAAAAGGCUUGAAGAAUAUUAUUUAUUUGAAAAUCAGGCAGAGGUUAAGGAUAUUUCUAUAAAUGAUUAUUACAGCAAAUUGAACACUCUUCAGGAAGAAAUUUCUAGAUCUUGGAUUAGAAAAGUUAAAGUGUACAAGGCGAAGCUCAAUGAUGAAAUAUUGCAGAAUAAGAAGUACAUCUUUGGAAGCGAAGCCUCAAUUCCGAGUGAAUUGAAUCAAGGUAUAGUUGCAUACUUAUCACAAGCUCCAUUAUUUUCGAUUAUCAUUGAAAAUGUAAACUUAAAAGUUCAAUCUCCGAAAUUUGAUUUCAAUGAUUUAUCAGAUUUUAUUUAUAAAAUUGGCCAGCAAGUACCCAAAGACACUAUAUACUCACUUAUGCUUCCAUCAUAUGUCGAUCUAGAAGUUGGUGAACUUAGAAUUCAUUUGAGAGACUAUCCAUUGCCUUUGCUACAUGUUCCUGGAAAUCGUGAUAAUUCUCCCAGUUUAACCAUGGCCGGCCAUUUAAUAAUUUCCGAAAAUUUGGUAACAGCUAAGGAGAAUAUAAGAGAGUUAAUUAUUCCUUUAAUUCAUGGUCUCAACUCUCUGGACGAUGAUAAUCCUGAGACGCUUGGUCUGCAUAAAAUGAUAAUUCAAAGAUCGUUAUCCACCGUAAAGCUCUACUCGGAUAUUGAGUUUGAAUUCCUGACUGAAUAUUCGACGAGAUUCGUUUGGGGUCAAUCUUUCCAAUUUGCUUUACAGCAAACUAUCAUGAACUUUGAUCAAUUCUCUAAGCCGCCUGUUGAUCCUCUGGAAAAGCUUGGUACCUGGGAUAAACUCCGUUUGAUAAUUCAUGGAAAUUUCAAAAUAAGAGUAGCGGAUAAAGGUGAUUUACAGAUUGCAAUAAAGGGGUCUAGAGAUCCUUAUAAUCUAUUUGGCACCUCUUCGGGAUUUGUCCUUGGUUUCAAAGAUUCAGUAGAGUGGAAAAUUAACGAGCAUGAUGAUCCAAAGCUGUUUUUCGAAAUCAUUGCUGACAAGGUAUUCUUUUUCGUACCCAAUUAUUUGGCUGCACCAUUAUUAGCUUGGACAAGGCAUAGCUCCAAGUCAACAUACUUACCUGCGGCUGAAAAUUUUAUUUCUUCUACGUUUGCCUAUUAUUUAGAAACAAUUCCAAUGGGAAAUGAACAGGCUAAAAAAGAUAUCAUGGAGCCUUCUAAGUUGAAAAGGGAAGUACUUGAGAAAGUUGUUCUUAAGUUGAAUGGGGGAGUUAAUUUCAAGGUUGGAUUCCUUUUACAAAGAGAUGAUAUCAACAAUAGGGGAUCUAAAACCUAUAACUCAGUACCCCAUUAUGAAGUUGAAUUAUUUAACCCUAAAUUUACAGAGAAGGGCCAUGAUUCUUUCAAGGGGUUCAGAAGUGAUUAUAUCCAUAUGGCAAUUUCUUUAACCUCUAAUAAUGCUGAGUGUAAAAAUUCCAUUCAUCUUAGUCCUGGUGUGUUCAAGCAGCUUUUUGCUUGGUGGGUGUUAUUCGCUGGUAAUAUGAUGUUACCAGUUAGAACUGGUCCCUUAUUUGGAGAAACAAUGGAGAGCAAGAAGUUUUCACAGCAUUUAACAACUAACAAAUUUUUGUUUAAGUUUAGAUCUGUAUUCCUUUCUCAUAUCUAUAGAGAUGAAACUGUUGAUGUAGAGGACGAAAAGAUAGAAUGUAUUGGUGUUAGAGCAAAGAUGGAAGACUUUGUUCUCGAUUUGCAUCAGAGGAAAGAAACGAAGUAUCUUGUUCAUGAAGGCUUGAAGGGGAAGAAAAAGACAAAGAAAAUGAAUUUCAACAUAGGCCAAUCUCACUUAAGAGGAAUAGACUUGAGAACCGUUUAUGGUGUAUUCAAGCAAGAUAUAUAUGAACUGCAACUCCAAGGUGUAAGGUCAGAUAAGAAGAGCAAAGAAACUCCUUCGAAGUUUAUUUCUUAUGAUAACGAUACAUCUUGGUUCGAUAUUGAUGACUACGAGGAAGUAUUUAUCCCUAGUUUGGGCCACAGUAAAAGAGUCAUAAAGGUAUAUCCUUUGAGUUACAUUGAAUGUUUCUCAUACAUAAGAGAUACGAGUAAAAAAGAAGGACUAGCAAGAAAAGAUCUUGAAGGUAACAUUGACGUUGACAAUGACAAAGAGCAUGAUAAUGAUGACGAUGAUGAUGAUGAUACUUUAGGUUUGGAGAAUAGUCAUGAAUGCCUGUUGAAUUCUCAGGAUAUGUUUUCUUCACUUAUUGAUCUUUAUAAAAAAAGGAUUGGUGUAUUGAAAGUUGAGUUGAAAAAGAAGGCAAACGAGGGGAAGUCUACUAAAGAAUUGAUGAAAAGAAUCCACUCAUUGAAGGAUAACAUACUUGAAUAUGAAAAGCGUGAAUCGCGUCCUGAUACAAAGUUGGAAAAGACAGAGUCAUCAAUUCCAAAUGGCCAUAACUCUGAAAAUAAUAUUGAUCAUGUUGAGCCUAGCGUCUCUCCACGAAGUAAGAAUGGAGAUAUGUACGAAGAAAAUUCAAGCUGGGAUUGUGACCAAGAAGAGCAUGACAAAGAUGAAUUGAACUCUUUCCAUAAUAGGUUUUUGCUUAUAAGUAUGUUAUUGAAGUGGAAUGUGGAUAAUAGAAACCUUCUCCUUAAAUAUAUCCAAUCGGUUCAAUGGAAGAGUGCUAUUAGUAAUUAUUUGAGCUACGAGGCAAUUUCAACUCUUGAAGAUAUAAUUGAAAAGAGAGCUGAGAAUUUUAAUGCAAAUGAUUUAGCUACAAUUAGAACCGAGUUGUCAGGGUCCAAGAAAGAUCUUGUCAAGCGUGGCAAAGGAUUUCAAAAGCCAGAAAAGGUACCAAAGGAUAACUCGGAAAGCCGUUUGAAAAAAUUUGACAGUAUAUUACAAAAGAUUGAUGGGGGAGGGAAGACGAUUACUGAAGAUUAUGUGAUAGAAGUAAUAUCCCCUCAGAUUCAGUUGCAAAGUCAUGAAACUCCUGAUUCGGUAUUGUUAAUAACUGCUCCAAAAAUUGAGGCAAAGAUAGUUUCUGUAGUGGAGCUGAGUAACCUAAUGGUUGAAAAUUUUAAUGUAUUGGAAGAGAGAUUUGGAGUAUUGAUGAAAGAUGCGAACGUUUUUAUCUUGGAUAGAGAGGAGAUUAAAUCCGAUAAUUCUAUUUUAAAUAAACUGGCGUAUGGAUCAACGGAGAACUGGCCACCAUGGUUAGGUAUUGAAAUCUGCAAAAAUGGAUACUUGGCAGGAAAGGGUAAUUUUAUAGUUGAGAAGAUUUCUUCAAUGGUAAUUUACGAAAGAAUUAAGCCUUUGGGUAAAGGAGACGAUGAUCCUGGAGGAAGAAAUGAAGAAGAAACACUGGACGACAAAGACGAUUCUGCCACUAGCAAAAAAAGCAGUAGUGAACUAACUGGUAGCGAUGGAGAACGAUCUAGUGUGAACACUAAAUUGCUGAUCGAUGUCCCAAAGUUAUCCGUUACUUCGACAGCCAAGCAGUACGCUACAUUGUACUCUAUUGUUACAACAUUACUAUUGUACACGGAGCCCACGAAUGAGCAUUUAUCAAGAAAGUUGGAGAAAUUAAGAUUUUCUAUUGAUUUUCAAGAUUUGAAUGCAAUAAAUUCAAGAUUGAUAAACUUACACAAGUAUUAUCGUUUAGUUGCAAUGUUGUGCAAUAAUUACCAAUUCAGACAGCACUUGCUAGACAAUGAAAAUUUGAAUGAUUAUUUGACACUUAAUAUGGAGAAGGAUCAAAUAGCGAUUGAGAUAUACUUAAUGUUGCAGUCAAUAUUAUCUGGCGAUGUUCAAACAUCAAAUGAUAGUUCCACCAAUGCAGUUUCAAACUGGAUAGUUGGUGCAGAUCAAAUAAUAUUCCAUUUACUCCAAGAUGAUCGAACUCCUAUAUUAGACGUUGCAAUGGCACGUGGUAGAUGUAAGAGAACUAUAAACGAAGAUGGCUCGAACUCAAAUAGGAUUGAGAUCUAUAUGAUGCAGAUUUUCAAUUUAUUAAAGACUGCUAAAUAUCCACAACUAUUUGGCCCUCUUAAGCAAGCCGAUACUAAAGGUGAUAUAGUCACUGUUGAUUGGAAAAUGAAUAGAGAAGUAGGAGGAAUCAAAUUUAUCGAAAAAUUCGUUGUUAAUACAAAACCGUUGGAAAUCAAGAUUGAUGAUAUCACGGGAGAAGUACUAAUGAAGUAUAUUUUCCAAACAGAGGAAAUUAAUGACAGUCCUUUACUAAAGGGAGGAAAGAAGAACAACAAACUUGAAGAGGUCAGCGACAAUGAGACCGAUGUUGGAUCUGAAUCUGAUAUAAACAGCUUUGAUGAAAGCUCGCUUGAUUUCUUCAGUCGUCACAAUAGUUCAAAGGAAUCCCUUACGAGACAUGGGGGUGCUGAUAUUACAAAUGUGUACAAUUUUGGAGGAAAAACAGGCAAAGGAACAUCCAAGACGAUCUCUUCCUCAGGGUCAGGGUCAGGGUCUGGUUCUGGUUCCGGUACAGCUUCAGCUUCUGGUUCUGGUUCCGGUUCUGGUUCCGGUUCUGGGUUAGGGUUUGGGUCCAAAUCUAAAACGUUAGAUGAUCCCUCAUCAUCGGACUGGGGAAUUUCAACUGGCGAAAAGUACGAAAACGACGUUGACGAGAUGGUUACAAGGGCCAAGAAUUUCAUGAGUAUUGGAAACUUCAACAUUAAUUCGACGUCCGUACUGAUAUCUAUUAAAUGUUCUAAUGGAUACAUGAGGAUCUUAAAUGUUGAAAAUUUUGUUAUAACGCUUCCUGUAUUCCAGAUCCAGUCCCAGGUGGUUUCAGCACUUGAUAUCACUUUAAUGUUUAAGAAAACUGUCAUCAAGGCAUUACUUAGUCACAGUGGUAGGCUACUCAAGAACAAGCUUAGUGCAAGGAGGAGGAGGGGAAGAGAGAUUAUAAGGAAACCACUUAGACCCGUAAGAAGAUAUGUGGAAUUUACGAAAGCAGCGGAGCUUCGAGGCUCCGUCAAUUGA
Molecule: messenger RNA, 8229 nt
Organism: Dujonia railenensis
Lineage: Eukaryota; Fungi; Ascomycota; Pichiomycetes; Serinales; Debaryomycetaceae
Source: the annotation of a GenBank genome assembly